Molecule: messenger RNA, 540 nt
Organism: Dromiciops gliroides (monito del monte)
Lineage: Eukaryota; Metazoa; Chordata; Mammalia; Microbiotheria; Microbiotheriidae
Product: biogenesis of lysosome-related organelles complex 1 subunit 1-like
Exons: 1
Coding region: 1-540 (179 amino acids)
Biological process (GO): endosomal transport
Cellular component (GO): BLOC-1 complex
Source: RefSeq, a predicted model, not a curated record
AUGCGGCAGAGGCCGUUGCCCCCGAAGCUGGCUAGCUCUGACCCUGGCCCUGCUAUGCUAUCCCUCCUGCUGAAGGAGCAAAAGCGAAGUAGAACGAGCUGCAGGAGGAGGCGAGAAGCCAUCACUGCGACGUGCCUGACCGAAGCCUUGGGAGAUCCCCUCAAUGUUGGUGUGGCCCGGGCCUAUGUCAAUCAGAAGAAGCUAGACUAUAAGGUGAAGAUCCUACAGGUCCAGGUGGCACAGUUUGCCAAGCAGACGGGCCCAUGGAUUGGCAUGGUGGAGGACUUCAACCAGGCACUUGGGGAAAUCGGAGACGGGGAGAAUUGGGCGCGUAGCAUCGAACUGGACAUGACGACAAUUGCUACAACCCUGGUAUACGUCUACAAGGGGCAGCUGCAGCCUGCCCCACCCCCCAACUUCCCCCUUUCUCCUCCUGUCUGCUCCCUUGGCGGCACAGUCACUGAGCUCUCUGACCCUUCUUCUGUCCCCACUUAUUCUCAGCUAACCAGGGGGCGGGAAGGUCAGCAAGAUCCUCAAUAA